Drosophila guanche is the source of this 720-nucleotide messenger RNA. RefSeq names its product tetratricopeptide repeat protein 12. The transcript is spliced from 4 exons. The record is from RefSeq and is a predicted model, not a curated record. NCBI's taxonomy places the organism in Eukaryota, Metazoa, Arthropoda, Insecta, Diptera, Drosophilidae. Gene Ontology annotation, molecular function: protein binding. Bases 1 to 681 code for a protein of 226 amino acids.
AUGGAUCCCGAGGAAGCAUUUCUAACUCAACGGAAUCUAGUCGUGGAAACAUUAAAGCAACUCGAUGACAUGGCCAACUCCAAUAAGGCAGCAGAACGUGGCAAUGAGACCAAAACCCAGGAGAAGGACAUUUCAGCGGGUGUAACAGAUGACAAUUACUUGGUGUUUGCACGCGUACUUCGGCAACAAAAAUCGUCUGCUCGUAACACACUCAAAAAGAUGAUGAAGUCCGGGAAUGUGAAUUUAAUGCCGUUUAUGCGACAGAUUGAUAUGACUCGCCAGGAGCGCAUCAAAGCGCAUGAGGAGCGGCAGAUCGCUGCAGAGAAUUUUCGCAGAUUAGGCAAUGAAGAGUUCCGCAAGGGCAACUACGACAAGUCCAUUUAUUUUUACUCCAAGGGUCUGCAAUAUGUGACGGAUACGCCUGUGCUCUAUUGCAAUCGAGCCUUGGCAAAGAUUAAGAAAAGGGAAUUCAAGUCAGCUCUGCUAGAUCUCGAUAUGGUGGUUUUUAAGCUGGAUCCUGGUAAUAUGAGGGGCUGGCUUUAUAGAGCUGGAGCGCUGGCACGCAUCAACAAUGAACCCGAGUCCCAGGUGGCCAUACGCAAUGCGUUUAUUUUCAACAGAAAUCCCAAGGAUCAGCGCUACAUUCAAAUGUUUGUGGAAAAAAUGCGCACCGAAUUUUAGAACAAUUCAUUUUGUUCGUUUAGUUUAUUUUAAUUUGUA